Messenger RNA from Mus musculus (house mouse), 2834 nucleotides. RefSeq names its product RIKEN cDNA I830077J02 gene. The record is from RefSeq and is a predicted model, not a curated record. The transcript has 6 exons. Gene Ontology annotation, cellular component: membrane. Lineage: Eukaryota; Metazoa; Chordata; Mammalia; Rodentia; Muridae. The coding region runs from base 248 to 646 and encodes 132 amino acids.
GGUCUCACUAUGUACCCCUGACUGGCCUGGAACUCAGGCGCUCCUGAAAUUUAAAGAGAUCGGCCUGCCUCUGCCAACUUGUGGGAUUAGAGAUGUAAACACACCAUGCCAGGCUCCCUUUGAAUUUUUUGGACAGAUUCUGUGUAAUCCAGGCUAGAUUUGACCUCAUGGCAAUUCUCCUGCCUCAGCCUCUCCAGUGAGUGCCAACACACCUGACUAGAUUGUUGUUUUUAAAGGAGAAGACAGCAUGGGAUCUACUUCCUCCACACCUAAAUCCACAAUCUGCACAUUCUCCACGACAGCCCCAGUGACCAGCUCUACACCCUAUUUCUUCAACCCCAAAAAGGAACACAUCAUCUUGGCCUUUUUUGCUGGGGUUCUGCUGACACUGCUCAUUGUGGCCCUUAUCUUCCUCAUUGUCAAGAGCUGCAGAAAAUGUCACUCCAGUGCCCAGACCCAGGACCCUCCCUCAGAGCCUCCCACCAAACUGUCGUCUUUAUCAAAGGAGUCACUCACGUAUGCCAGCAUGACUUUCAAGCCCCCAGAAGAAAACAGCAAUGACUUGACUAGAAACCACUCCUCAGGCUUGGAGCCCACUAUCUAUUCCCAGAUUAAAGUGACAGACUCAGAUCUGCCUCUCCCAUGAGGCAGAAUGCAGACCUCAGCUCAGCUCCUUCGACAUGUUGCUUUCUGGAUUUAUUCAUAUGUUUGAUUUUGUUGUUUUCCACAAACCUGGGACCACACUCUAUGUAAAGCUGUAGUUGGGGUGGUUUAGGCUUGAUCUAACUUAAUUGUCAUCAGUCAUAAGGACCAGUGGUUAAUGACAUUCACCACUAGAGGAAAGGUGGCUGGUGCUGUCACUCCAACUGAAGGUGGCAGCCCCUUGAGUGAUGAUGCCCCUAAACCUUUCCAAAGGGUGGGGGUAGAGCUCAAGACAAAGAAACACAGUGAUGAUAACCAGGGAGGGGCCAAUGAACAGUUGAAGAUUUUCAAAUAAUGGCAGACCCUCCUCCAAGGUUGGUCCCUUCAUCUUCUCCAGAAAUCAAGACCAGAAUUCUAAGCCAACACAAAGUCUGUAUGGUAUAAAACACUACUAAAAUGUGGGUUUCUAUCUCCUUUGUAUGGCAUUAGAGAUAUGUGUGACAACUUGGUUGAGAGCCAAAAGUAGAGAUUAAACAUGUUCAUUUUAUUCCCCAAAACAAAUGGACAAUCAUAUAGACUACCCCAUGAAAAAAUCAGCAAGAUUCUUUUUAAUUAAGCAAUCUUACUCUGAAAUGUAAGUAUCAAGCAAGAAGAAAACAUUUAUAAAAUAAGCCUGAGGGCUGGUGAAGUAGAUAAGGACAUUUGCUACCAAACCUGACAACCUGAGUUUAGUCCUGUGACUCACACGGUGGAAGGAGAGAACUGACUCCUGAAAGUUGUCCUCUGACAACUUUACUCUGUGGUGUGUAUGUACAACCUAGUACACAAGCAUGCACACACACACACACACACACACACACACACACACACACACACACAAAUCCAUAGCUAUUGUGGCAUCAUUAAGACCUGUGCAAGCCCAGGCAUGGAGAGAUGACAUGAGCCUACAGUCUGACCCCUCACUGAAGAAUUAUUAGCUCCCUGGUAAGUUGACUAUGUAUAAAUUCAAUUCAUGACCACUGGACAAGACUGAGACUGGUCAGGAGCAGAGGGAGAACGCUUUUGUGGGAGGGGGUGUUUCUUACUCAAAGAAGAAGAAAGACUACAAGGAAGCAUGCAAGUAUGACGUCUAGACCCUGGCCCUUUCCCUCAGACUGCUGAGGGGUUUGGAGUUCCCUCCCUAUAGAAAGGAGUCGGGGCAGAACCUGAACUAUGCUCAUCAAAGACAUUUCAAGAGCCCUGAUCUAAUCUGACAAGACGCAUACUGAAUCUGAUCAACACCCAAUCUGACUCCAACCCUGUUCAGACAGGGCAUGGGGGGCACUCGAGGAUUCUGGAGGCUGAGGCUGAGGUUGGGCAUAUCAAAUUGUGUGCUUCUGGGACUAAGGAAAUGCCUCCAUCAGUGAAAGGCUCUCCUUGCAGGAACAAGAACCUGACUUCGAUCUCCAGGACCCAUGGGAAGAUGUGGGGCCCAGUGGCACAUACAUGAUUGCAAUCAUAGCGCUGGAGAGGUGGAGGCAGGAGCAUCCCCGGCUCUCGUUGUUCAGCUAGCCUAGCUUAAUCAGCAAGCUCCAGGCCAAUGAGAAACCCCCAUAUCUCAUAGAAAGUGGACAGCUCCUGAAGACGUGAGAUUAUCUUCCAGCCUCUACGUGUCCGAGCACACACAUGAUGUGCACUUCUCCCACAGGGUAGCAGGGGCCUUAGGAAGGCAACAAAGGCAGCGACGAAACAGGACAGGUGCCAUAUGGGGAGAUGGCCAGCUUGCAGGGGAGCACGUGCAAUAGUGGUAAUUCUGCUUGCUCCCACAGAGGAUGCCUCAUUCUUGCCUUGUGCUUCCUGAUUGGAAAACACUUGUCACCUGUCACCCCUUGAUUACUCAUUGGUCAAAACCAGCACCCACUCUCUCUGGUGACAGUUAUCUCCAUUAGGGAUGUUCUCUGGAGUGCAGAGUCUUUUCACUAAGACAAUAUGAGAACCACAGACUCUAUCGAUCUUCUAUUUUUGGAUAAAACAUUUGAUACCAAUUCAGAAAUGCACUGGAAUAUUAUGCUUUUUAGGAACGUUUCAAUAAAUACUUUUCCAUCAAUGUCAGCCUAGGAGAUGUCAGUCAUACCUGGGGGAGGGGGGGGAUUUUCAACAGUAUUCAGAUAGUUAUUGGCUGCUAAAUGAAAUAAAUAAGUCAUUUCCCUUUG